Messenger RNA from Labrus mixtus (cuckoo wrasse), 2049 nucleotides. It is a transcript of the gene kdf1a, whose product is annotated as keratinocyte differentiation factor 1a. The coding region runs from base 304 to 1518 and encodes 404 amino acids. Gene Ontology annotation, cellular component: cell junction. NCBI's taxonomy places the organism in Eukaryota, Metazoa, Chordata, Actinopteri, Labriformes, Labridae. Gene Ontology annotation, biological process: regulation of epidermal cell division; keratinocyte development. The transcript is spliced from 4 exons. The record is from RefSeq and is a predicted model, not a curated record.
CAGGUAAUAGCCAAACAUUGAGAGACUCUCAGCGACUCUCAAGACUUGAGUUUUACAAAAAAGGAGACGACACGUUUGCGCCAAGUUGACUUGGUCGGUCGAGGAAGUCGACUUCAGCUUUGCACAAGUUUUUUCUUUUUGAUGGAAAGUCACCUGGAAAUAGUUGGACGGUCCAAACUCGAAGUCUUUCUUUCGCUGUUUGAAGUUUUCUGCGUGAGACUUCCGCGGUUUGCUCGCUGAACAAGUUCCCUUGGAUCAUAGACAGCCAUAACUCAUCUUAUGCGGUCCCAGGGAUUCUGAGCCAUGCCUGGCCACAGCACAGAGGCUCCCAAGGCGUCCGGUCACUACAAACACCACGGCUCUGGCUCCAGAGGGGGGAAGUAUCGCCAGAACAGGACUAUAUCCAGGGAGAGCGCAGCCAGCCAAGACUCCUACAAGGACCCGCAUGGGGAGCGUCAUGUGCAUGGGCAUCACAAUGACCAGCCCCGGUAUUCAGAAAACAAGUACAGCCGCAGCAGAGGCCACCCGAGGAAUGGCACAGGCCGGGGCUCAGAGACUAUAGGAUUUAUUCCCGGGUCAGCAGACAGCACACCUGCCAGCAGACAUACCUGCGGCUCCUGUGCCUCCAUGGGCUGGAGCAGCUGUAAGGCUCUUAUCUGCUGUGUGCUGACCUGCGGAUUUUAUGGCAGCAGGGAGCCAUGUCUGCCUGUUAAUGAGAGCUCCACAGACCACCCCCCUAAAGCAGUCAGUGAGCCUCACCCUCCCAAUGGCAUGGCGGUCACAAACCCCACUUGUGGCGUCCCUUUGGAGUCAAGGAAAUCUCCAAAAGUCUCAAAGUUGCCCACCAGUGACAGCUUCCGCUACCCGGAUGUUCGCAUCGGAGGCCAGACUGUCCACUAUCCUGCUCCGCCCCCUAAACGGACCCGCACGCCCGGUAAGGGGGAAAGCCAGCGACCUAUCAGCAACACUAGCUUGUUAUCCCGCGAGGACUACGACCUGGAUGAUCUGAGUGACACGGGCACAGACAUUGACUCCCUGAUCACCAAGAAGCUUCUGGAGCUUUACGCCCUGCACCAGAUCGACCAGCUGGCCAAGUGCACCUCCGACUCGUCGUUCUCCCGCAAGACCAACGAGAUCAGCGAGCUCAUCUACAGCAUCGCCCAGGACUACAACCUGGAGGAGCAGGAGGCCGAGUGCAAGCUGGUGCACGGGGUCAUCCGCAUCAGCACAAGGAAGGGCAAGAGAAACAAGACCCCCCAUUCGACCGGACAACAGCGGCCUAACGGGAGGAAUGACGGGACCCUGCCUGACAGCGGCAACGAGACCAUGACCAACACAUUCAUGAGCAGUGACUUUCCAGAGGUGAAAGUGUCAGAGCAGACGCCGUCCGACGAGCUGGCGCGGAAAAUGAGACCUUACAGCGAGAGAACAUACUCCUCCAGCUCAGCCACGGCCUUUUCUGCCUACCAUCAUGACACCGAAACAGACUCCUCAGGCGCUCCUCUGCUUCAUCUGUGAUGUUUUGGCGCAGAUGGACAAUGUUAACCCUCCAUAAUGUUAUUUUUUGUUUGCUGUUACUGACUGGAGCACCUUUAAAUGGACUGUUGUUCUCCUCCUUUUAGUGGUCCUGCUAAUGUUUGCCAUUGGAGUGUCAUUUAAAUAAAUGGACCUUUAUCUCUCCAGCAAAUGACCCUCUGAGGAAACAAAGUUUUUUUUUUUUGAAUCAUGAUAAAGACGAUGCUUAUCUUUUAUGUUUGCAUUCAGUGUUUAAAGAGACUUGACUACACUCUUCCUCACAGUCAGGACAGAGACUGAUUCUAGAACAUGACCGUACUCAUUCUUGACUGUGAUGUUUUUGCAAGCCAUGUACUGUGUGUAUAUAGUGACUCCUGCCAUUUAGACUUCUUUUAAAGCAUGUUUUGACCUGAAAACUGCUGUGUUAAGCCAUAUUGUACUGUACAUAUUUCAAGGAUUUCUUGGUUGUAAAACUUUUUUUUUUAUUCACAGAUAAGUCCUGUUUUUAACAAAAUAAAAAUGUCCAUGCUUGUU